GCAUGUUUAGCAGGGCAGGUGUGCAUUUAUGAGUCUGUGGAUAGAAUGCUUAUUUUUGUGGGCUACAUAUAAGGUCCGUGUUGCUACUGCGAAUGAAAUCCGGCUACAAAGCCCAAGAAGUGACAAGAGGCCAUUAUGUGACACUUAUAGACAGCGGCUGUAGCACUUGAGGGACAAAGCCCCACUGGCUGUUCUGUUGUGUCACCCUGGGACAAGCUGUCCAUCCGCGCAAGGAUACAAAUCUAUAGGGGCGUUAUACGAUUUUUCUCCUUCAAUUCGCCACGUCCAUUAAUAUAAAGUGAGCGAAUAAUCACGCUGCCGUCGAUUCAUUAACAAUCAUCUUCAUUUCAGGCGGAAACUGUGCUUGGAAAAUUAGAAAAGACGGAAAAACGCCAGGGAAUUAUUUCCGCUCUCCCUGACACGCGGAGGAGUUCUGCGUGUUGUUCUAAGGCUGUGGGCAGGCAAAAAAAAUCCCAGAAUGCAGUUCGGCGGGAGGAGGCGGAGUGAAAUGGUGCUGGAGUUGGAGCUGAGGAGGCCACGCUGAGGCUUGGAGGACGCAAGGAUUAGUGUCACAGUCACAUAACACCCGGAAUGGCUGAGCCACCGGGAAGCAGCAGUUCCCCUCAGCAGCUGGAGACAGAGUUACACUUCUUAAUUGCUCGUUUCCUUUCAAAUGGACCGUACCAUAAAUCGGCAGAGGUGCUGAUCCAGCAAAUGAACGAAUCUAAGGUGCUUCCCAAACGGCUGGACUGGCUGGGAAAUGAACAUGGCAGAAGCUUUGAAGAGAUGAUAUCGGCGAACAAACACGUGUCUUCUGACCAUUUACUUAAAAUUUGUCAGCAUCUCGGCUCUCUCCUUGGCAACAUUAUUCCCUGUAAUGUUCAAACAGGAUCUUUAUUAGGUGCUGGGAAACAGUCUCUUCUGAGGACGGAAAAAGGAUGCAAGAAUGUCCAGUGGAAUAGACAGAUGCUCGCGGCUCUGCACAGAGGAAGACCUCCUGAAAUGCCUAUUAACAUCAGGUUUCCUCCAAAUGUUGCGGAGGUGAAUUAUGGGAAACAUUUGUCCGGUGCCCUCAGCAUUACAUCAGGUUUUCCUGUGCAACUUUACCAACGUAUGAAGAUGCACAGGCGGAUUCUCGGUCACCGCUCUUCCGUUUACUGCGUCGCAUUUGAUCGAACGGGUCACAGAAUUUUCACUGGUGCGGACGAUGGCUUGGUGAAGAUUUGGUCUGCACACAAUGGUCGCUUGCUAGCUACUUUACGAGGCCAUUCAGCAGAGGUCUCCGAACUUACUGUGAACUACGAAAACACACUAAUUGCUGCUGCGAGCUGUGAAAAAAUUAUUCGUGUGUGGUCUCUCCGAACCUGUGCACCAGUGGCUGUGCUCCAGGGCCACUCUAUCUCCGUUACCUCAUUGCUAUUCAGUCCCCUGAUUAAUGGUUCCGUGAGGUACCUGAUCUCUACUGGAGGUGAUGCAACAGUCUGCUGCUGGGAAUGGGACGUGGACACCUUACAGUUUAAAGAUUGUCCCAUAAAGUUUAUUGAAAAAUCCGGGCCAGGAGCGCAAAUGCUUUGUUGUUCCUGUAGCGCUGGGGGUAUGUACCUGGCAACAGGCGGCAGUGAUCAUGCCGUUAGACUAUAUUUUUUUGGCUGUGAAGCCCCGAAGAAGCUGAUACAACUUGAAGGCCACACUGAUAUAAUUGACAGUGUCCAGUUUGCAAACAGCGGAGAAAGGUUUGUAAGUGGAAGCAACGAUGGAACCGCUCGAAUCUGGUAUUUGUAUCAGAAGGACUGGAAAAGCAUUCAGCUUGAUAUGCGAGAGGGUGAUAAAGACGGUGAGGAGGAGGAAGAUCAGCUUAUGAGACCAAAGGUGUUAAUGAUUACAUGGGACCUCACUGAUACCAUGGUUGUUACUGCAAGCAAUCUCCAUUCUCUCAAGGUGUGGGAGUCCCAUACUGGGAAACUGCUCCGAGUUUUGUCUGGACAUCAGAAUGACAUAUAUGUUUUAGAGCCUCAUCCCUUUGAUUCCAGAGUGAUGAUCUCCGCAGGUUAUGAUGGAAAAAUCAUUAUUUGGGACGUGGCCAAGGGAAAGCAAAUAAAGUGCUACUGUAACACGAUUGAACACGAGGGACACGGUGCCAUUUUGGACUGCAAAUUGUCUGGGGAUGGACAGCACAUAGCGAGCACAGAUUCACACGGACACUUGCUCAUUUUUGGAUUUGGUUGCAGUAAACCUUAUGAAAAGAUACCAGACGAAAUGUUUUUCCAUACGGACUAUAGGCCUCUCUGUAUUGAUGGCAAUCAUUAUGUGUUGGAUGAGCAAACCCAGCUGGCACCGCAUCUCAUGCCUCCUCCGUUCUUGGUGGAUGGUGAUGGGAAUCCACAUGAACCAAAGUAUCAGCGCCUGGUACCUGGAAGAGAGAAUUUUGAAGAUGAGCACUUAAUUCCUCAGCUUGGAUACAUGGAAACCAGCGAUGGAGAAAUUGUAGAACAAGUAAUUGGCCAGCAAGCAAGCAAUGAUCCGCAGAAUGCCGAGCCCAAUUCUCAGGAAGGAAUAAGACCACCUCUAAUAGCAGAUGGGCAAAGAGAAAAUACCAACUCUGCUCCAAGCACUGGUGCUUCCCACAAUGGUCAGGUUCAAGGGGUACGACAAUUACAAAGCAGUUCCAUUUCGAGUCAGACCUCUGCUGAGCGAGACUAUCUAGCAUGGAGACGCAGAGUUGUUGUCCCGGAGAUUGACUGCAGUGUGUACAGGCAACAGGAGGAAUUCAGACUUGAGAAAGCACGGGAAGAGAAAGCAUACUUUCUGAAACAGAUUUUACAGCUGAGUUUUCAGGAGAAUCAUUUUCCAGCUGAAAAGCAAAAUGUGAAAAGCAACAAGAGGCCAAAGUGUCGCAGUCCAUCACCCCGGCCUGAUGUGGAACAAUUCCUUGAUCUCUCUUGUGAAGAAGGCGAAGAAACAGAGUCUAGAGCGUCAGAGGAAGAGAUCAGCACUGUGGACGAUACAUCAAGUCAUGUGUCUACUGACAAAGAAGAAGACUGGAGAAGUGAAGAGUCAAGUGAGUACUCAGACUGGACUGUUGAUGCUGGAAUCAAUCUGCAACCACCUAGCCGCAUUUCCACACGGCGUCAGUUAAAGACCAUAAUUACAAGUUCCGAGGAGGAAGAGGAGGAGGAAGAGAGCUCUGCUGAGGAACGAUUAUCUUCUCCAAAGAAGAGGAUUCCAAAACGAAGACGUUCCAAUUCGGAGGUGCAGAGUGCAGGAAGGCCGCUGUCUGACGGGGAGAAUUUAACUGAUUUGCACCCCCCUCUUUGGAUAACAGACACAACACCCAGAAGAUCUCCUUUUGUUCCUCAGAUGGGGGAUGAUGUAAUAUACUUUCGACAGGGCCAUGAAUCUUACAUCAAUGUGGUCAAAAGAAACAACCUCAACUUUCUGAAAAAGCUGAAAGAACCUUGGAAGCACAUCAUGCUACGGGACCAGGAACUUGUGAAAGUUGUAGGAAUCCGCUACGACGUUGGUCCUCCUACUUUAUGUUGCCUCAAACUUGCCUUGAUUGACCAUGUUACUGGGAAGUUCACAAAUCAGUCAUUUUCCCUCAAGUAUCAUGAUAUGCCCGAUGUCAUUGAUUUCCUCGUGUUAAAGCAGUUCUACGAUCAGUCUUGUCAAACAGACUGGCAUGCUGGUACGUUCUUCAGAGAAAGCGACAGGUUCCGCUCCAUUAUAGACGAUGCUUGGUGGUUUGGAACAGUUAUGGAUCAAGAGCCAUACCAGCCCGAUUACCCAGACAGCCUAUUUCAGUGCUACACAGUGAAGUGGGACAACACGGAAAUAGAAAGGUUAAGUCCUUGGGAUAUGGAAAUCAUUCCAGCUUAUGUGAGUCCGCCUUCAGAACUAGGAACCAGCAUUUCCCUCAACUCAGAUGAGCUAGAAGAGUUGCUGUACAGUCCUCAAAAAGGAGAAUGGGGUAAUGGGGAUCAAGACGCUGAAUGCGAACGCAUUAUUUGUGGCAUCGACCAGAUCCUUUGUAUGGAAAUCGCCACUCAAUUUGCUGCUCCUGUUGACUUGAAUGUAUAUCCAACCUAUUGUACAGUGGUUUCCUACCCAACGGAUCUAAGCACAAUACGGAUGAGACUUGUGAACAGAUUUUACAGGCGAUUGUCUGCUCUGAUCUGGGAAGUGCGAUAUAUUGAGCUUAACGCCCGGGCCUUCAAUGAACCAGACAGCUCAAUAGCUAAAUCUGCAAAGAUCAUUACAGAUUUACUGUUACGGUUCAUAAUGGACAGCCGCUGCCGAAAUAUUUCUACCCUGUGCAACAGUGCAGAGGGAGACGAGGAGGAGGAAUCAGCUGAUGAACAGAAGCAAAAGAGGAGAGACAAAGAUGCUAAAUCUAAGGAGGAUGCCUGGAGAAUUCAAUGUCUGGAACUGACAAAUGCUGUACUGGAGCAUGAGGAUUCAGAGCCUUUUAGGGAACCUGUUGACCUAUACGAAUACCCAGACUAUCUGGAUAUUGUUCAAUCCCCUAGAGAUUUUGGAACAAUAACGAAAUAUUUGGAUUUAGGAGGAUACAACAGCCCUCUUGAGCUUCGGAAAGAUAUGAGAUUAGUGUUCUCCAAUGCAAAAAUGUACACACCAGAUAAAAGAUCCAAGAUCUACAGUAUGGCAUUGCGACUUUCUGAAUUUGUAGAGGCAAGAAUGGACACCAUUAUCUCUGGCUAUAAAGCUGCCUGUAACUACAAACAAAAAGAGAAUGAAUCCAAUUCCUUGAAGAGCGCAACUAAAAACGCAAAGCAAAGGCGGUUAAUAUCAGAGUCUGAGAACGAAUCUGGCCAGGAGCCUUGUUCAUCCCGAUCUACCUCAAGUGAAGUGUUUUCUAAUAACAGCCGGGACAGUAUUGCCAGCACCUCUGGCGCGUCCUCUCAUAGAGGCGUAUUGGGCAAAUCCACUGCCUCCGCUGCUAAAAUUGCUCCAGUAAUAGCUAGUAGCUCUUCAUCCAGCACCUCUGCUUCCUCAGAAAGUGAAACAGAUUCCUCAUCAUCUACCUCUGAUUCAGAAAAUUCCUCUGGUUCUGAGGAAGCUGAAAGCAAUAAAAAGUCGGCAUCAAAGUCCCAUCCCAAAGUCAACACAUUGGUAAAAUCAGUGGAUCCAGCUAAAAGGAAUGUGAGAACAGCAACUACAAAACAAGAAUCUCAGGGUAAUCACCAACAGAGAAUGACUUCAAGUAAAAGAAGACACGACAGUGAUUCAGAAGAAUCUGUGCCUAACCACAAAGUAAACAGUAAAUCCAAUACAAAGAAGAAAAUGCUACGCAAGAGCGCCGCCCUAGCAGCUAAUAAAAUAAAGUGCAUGAGUGAUAUUGAAGGCAGCAUGUCCUCCUCAGACAUAGAAUGCCGGGAAGGAAAGGGCAGUCGGACAUUACCCCAACGAGCAGCUGCGGCAGAAGCUAAAAAACAUCUUAUGGAUGGCUCUGGGGAAGAGAACACUUUGAGAAGCGAUGGCGAUCAACAACCUAGAAUGGAGCCAAAUGCAUUGUGUGCUUCUAAAUCUGUCCGGAGAAUUAGAAGUAAUUCUAGUGGCUCAGAGGGUGGAUCAAAAUAUCUCUCUUCCCAUGAGUCUUCAUUAAGCUAUGAAAGUGAAGAUGAACAUCCCAUAAAUGGCAAAAAUUCUGACAAAGAAAUGAGUGAGUCUUCUAUAGCGGACUCUCCUUGUAAGCGCUCAACCACAGUGUCCCGGAGGCUUGUUAGUGAAUCAGACUCUGACAUUUCCUCUGCGGAAGAGCAUCAGGUAACCAAAAAGAAACACACUGUGCCUAAAGCAAAGAUAGCAGCCGAAAAAAUUUCGACUUUGAAAAAGACAAAAAAAAUGAAACCACAAAAAGACCUCGCAAAUUCUCAGAAACCCAGUAAAAAGUAUGCUGAUAAAGUCAAUGAGAGGGCUUUUGAUUCUACAGAUUCAGACUCUGACCAUGGGUCUACCAUUGUAAAGAGGAAAGUACGCACAAAGGUUGUGUCUUCUCUCUCCUCACCGCCUCGAAAAACAAAAGUAGUGAGCGAUUCUGAAGAGACUCUCGAUUCGGAGUACUUUGGUUCUGAGGAAGAGCUUCCUCAGUCUAAAUCUAUCAACAAAACGGAGUCGUCUUCAGAGUCCAGCUCAUCUUGCUCAGAUUCCGGGUCGUCUUUUUCAGACAGCAGCAGUAAUCGCGACCGUAAAGUAAAUGGAAAAACUGUCGCUUUAAAACCCAAGGAACCCGAGUGCAAGAGGAAACGAGCAAAGAGCAGCUGUGAUGACGACUGGGAGGAGCUGAACUAUAAGCAACGCAAGAAACUAACUCGCCAAGCUAAGAUACCAACGAGGAAUCGAGGAAAGAGGAGAGUCGGACACGAUGAUACGGACAGUGAUGAAACCGUCAGUCGCAGGAAGUCUACCAAUAGGCGGCUAAGGAAAGUGUCUGCCAGGGCAAGAGCCAGGCAGUUCCUACUGUGAGAAGAAAUUCUAGUGGAAACUCUUGACAGACGUUGACUUUUUUUAUCCGUUCAGAAAUUCAGGGAUAAUAUUUAUAUUUUUCUAUGAAAAAAAAAUAAAUCUAUAAAUAUAAGUUUAAAACUGAAUUUAUUUUGGUUUGCACUUGAUUAGCAUUCAUGGCCGUGUGGUUCUCAACGGGUGACUACAUCCCAGCCAGAAAUUCUCACUUGUUAUUUCGUAGAACAUGAAACUGUUGACCUUCAUUGUUUCGCCAGUGAAAGGAUACUGUGAUCGUUUAUUUAUUCUCUUCUAUGGUUAGCCAAGUUGAUAAAAAGUAUUACCUCUGUUAUUGUUUAGUACAGUACAUUUAUUAGGGAUCACUACUGUCAGUCUGACAAGCUGUCUAGCUGUCCGUUUUUGGCAGUUUGUGCUGGGCAGUGCUCUCAGAUUAGCUUUGCUGAAAGAAACGUUCAAAAAGUUGAAACUAGAGCGUGAUCAUUUAAACGUGGACAACAAUGGUGAUGUUAAAGGGUCAGUCCAAUUGACUCUUGUAUGAAUAUGGCUAGCCUUGGGAGUAUUAUAGUAAGCCUUUGUAAGAGGAGCUACUUAUAAUUAAUUCACUUUUUUUUUUUUUUUUCCCCGAAAGCACUUGGGCAACUAUACGAUGGACUUAAAAAGUCUGGUAUCGCGACUUUAUCUUUUUACUUUUUGGGCUUAACUGAAGUCUGGCUCGUGUGUAGUCACCAAGUUGUGGAGUUGAGAACACUUAAGCUUUCGCACCUAUACCAAUUUGUGCCUCAAAAUGGGGCAGCCAAAAUCUGGGAGCAGACAUUUUGUAUCUUAAAAAAAAAAAAAGAAAAAAAAAAGGGUGGUGUUUAACUGUUAAACUUAAUGGGCUGCAUUGAAAUCUACUGUCGGUAAGCCUCGUCGGAGUGCUCGGGCGCUUCGCUUCUGAACAAGAAUUUGCACAUUUGUUCUUUAAGUUUACAAAAAACUGUUAUGGCUACAGCAUUUUGUAAUCUUCAUGUCAAAAGUUGUGUUUUGGGUUUAAAAACGAGCAGCUUUAUUGCUUUUUAUUUAAAAUCAAUAUGAGUUUACUUGUAAGAAAUCGUCAUGUUUCUAAAUGGCCAACGCGGUUUCACGUUUGCUGUUUUUUUUUUUUUUUUUCAGUACGUUCUGGUCAGCAUCGUUCGAAUGUGUUCCGCAGAAUCAGUUGUCACAGUGAUCUUUCUUUAUUCACGAAACCUUGCCGACGUCGAUCUUUCCGACAUUUCGGAAGCAUCGCAUUCUCCGUUUAAUUGCAUAAGUCUCUGUUCUAGUGUUACUAAUUUAAUUCGGGAUUGUAAAAGAAUGAAAUCGGUAAACGGUAUAUAGUCAUUCGUCCACAUUUGGUGAAACUGUCGUUUAAUAAACAUUAGGGCUCCAUUAUGUUGCUUCGGGUUCUCCCUAAUGCCCCGUGUAGGGUUCGCACUGUCAUAUGAGGCACAGAGUUUCUGUACUUGUAUAGUUCUAAAAAAAAAUAGUUGUUGAAGAGUUGUUUUGACUGUCGGCAAAUGGCAGGCCGCGUGUUUUUGUUGCCCCAGCAUUUUACAGCUUUGUGAUGUCGGACAAAAUACUCACAAUUACCGCCGGGUACUGUCAAGUGGCUGCCUCGUACCAUCUGAAAAUACUGCGAGUGAUGUCUCUAUUGCUUGACCGGACUCGUCGUUCUCACUCUUUGAGGGGGGGUGAUCGGCACAUAGAGCGAAUUUUUUUUUAUUUAAAACACUGCCACUACCCUACUAGGGGAUGUUCACCUUUGAAUAUGAGCUAAAACUAUUUUGUAUUGGUCUUCUUUUUUUGUUUUUUAAAGUGAUUCGAUAUCAAGAUAAUGAUCACUGAAGUAGCGUAGCACUUAUGCAGAAAGCAUUGAAUCAUUACUGCAUGUGCCCCUUCCAUUGGCUUCAUUGGCAUAUAUAUUGAUAUGAUUGGCUGGUUGGAUUCAGCGAGUGGGCUCAAUCGAGUAGUAGCUCUUCAUGCCUAAACGUUGUCCUUCCUGUAGGUCAAUGCAAACACGUCUCUCAAUCGCCUUCAGCCAGGAGGUCGCAUCAGCGAUGCUUUGCUUCGAUGCCGAUUAUCUUGACGUCGGAUAUUUUUAAAAACAAAACGAGAACAGACCAAUUUAAAGUUUCUAGUGGCAGAGGUGUCUAUAUUUGGACUUUUGUCCUUUUAUAGAUAAAGUCCGCUUUCCGUGCAACAGACGAGCCUCAACUUUGACUGCAGUCUCUUGCUAUGACAGUUGCAGGUAACACUUAACCAACUGUUUCUGUAGAAGAUCAGCAUCUUUCUUUUAACAUCAGGGAAUGGGGCCCUCAUCUCCUCCCCUCCUUCAUUUCGACCGGUGUCCAUGUAUUAGUAUUUUAAAGCUGAUCUGUUCAUCUGCAGAUUGUGCCAACGAAAUACUUUGUUGCUGCAGGGAAAACAUUAGAAAACAACAAACAAUAUUUGGCCAAUGUAAUUUGCCAUUUCUCGUUUUAAAGGGAUGGCAUGUCCGGUGCUCAUGUUAUUUAAUACACAAUUUUCAUUUCAAUGUUUUAAUAUUCAUGCAUGUGCGGCUUGUAUGUGAAACUUGCAUUAAUUCUGCCGCCCAACAAUACGAAAAGGCAUCUUUUGCACUGUUUGUACUUCGGAUCAAAUCUCUUCCUAUGUGAGUGGGGGGGGGGGCGUGUAGAAAUGCAAAUGUUCAUCAUGAAUUAAUUAUUUCUGUUUCAAUUCACAAAGUAUUUUUCUGCUCCAAAGUAAAGAUUAAAAGCAA
Xenopus laevis (African clawed frog) is the source of this 9256-nucleotide messenger RNA. It is a transcript of the gene brwd1.L, whose product is annotated as bromodomain and WD repeat domain containing 1 L homeolog. Gene Ontology annotation, biological process: regulation of cell shape; cytoskeleton organization; regulation of transcription by RNA polymerase II. Gene Ontology annotation, cellular component: nucleus. NCBI's taxonomy places the organism in Eukaryota, Metazoa, Chordata, Amphibia, Anura, Pipidae. Bases 592 to 6483 code for a protein of 1963 amino acids. The transcript has 39 exons. The record is from RefSeq and is a predicted model, not a curated record.